CCGUGCCAAAGUAGGCAGUCAGUUAGCGUGAACACUAGUGUAUUCGGAGAACCUCUUAUCAUCGUCUGCACGUAGGGGCGUGAAUGUGUAGUUGUCUGGAAAGCGUUCUUUUACCAAACUUACAGAAACGUAAGACGACUCACGGCAAUUAUAUCUAAGGUGCCAUGAAUUACUCCAGAUUCAUUAAUAUAGUAAGUGCGGCAAGACAGCCAUCUCCAAUACGUGUUCUAACGGACCUUUAUCAGAGAUCCCCACCUUCUAUGAUCUCCCUAGCAGGAGGUGUACCAAAUCCUUCACUUUUUCCAUAUGAAACAACCACCAUUUCUUUAAAAGAUGGCUCCAAGCUUGAUUUUGGAUGGAAUAUAAUGCAGCAAGCACUUCAGUAUUCCUCUUCAGCAGGAGUUCCGGAAUUAUUGAACUGGUUGAAGGAGUUCCAGAUUAAAAUUCAUAACCCUCCAACAGCCAGAUAUAGUCCAGAAAAAGGACAGAUGGAUAUAUGUGUAACCACUGGCUCCCAAGAUGGACUUGCUAAGAAAACAGUCAUUGAACAGCUUAGUACAGAUGUUCUAGCAAUUUUUUUUCAUAUAGCUUUUAUGAUGCAUAUGAUCUUUCAGAUUGCUCAUGAUUAUGACCUGUUAAUCAUUGAAGAUGAUCCCUACUAUUUUCUACAGUUUGAGAAGCCCUGGGCUCCAUCAUUUCUUUCUUUGGAUAUUGAUGGACGAGUAAUAAGAGCGGAUUCCUUCUCAAAAAUUCUUUCUGCUGGGUUGAGGGUAGGAUUUCUGACUGGGCCAAAACCUCUUAUUGAAAGAGUUAUUCUCCAUAUUCAGUCUUCAUGUUUGCACACUAGUGCAUUUACACAGUUUAUGGUUCUACAGCUUCUCCAACAAUGGGGUCAGCAUGGAUUCUUGAAACAUGUAGAGUGUGUGAUAGAGUUCUAUAAGAAGCAAAAAGAUCUAAUGGUAACUGCAGCAAAUAAAUGGCUUAAAGAUGUGGCAGAGUGGCAUGAACCUGCAGCUGGCAUGUUUCUUUGGCUCAAGGUGAAGGGAAUUUCUGACACUUACCGGCUUGUGAUGGAAAAGGCCUUGGAGAAGGAGGUAUUGUUUGUUCCUGGAAAUGCAUUUAGCAUAGAUUCUUCCCAGCCAAGUCCAUACCUCAGAGCAUCCUUUUCUUUUGCUUCGGCUGAGCAGAUGGAUCUGGCUUUUCAGAGAUUAGCUGCACUCAUCAAAGAAGCUGUACAAACUGGAAGAGAGACGCGUUAACCCCCUAAAAGUUUACAUUUUCCAUAUCAGUAACAGUGUUUUUAUUUUUAUUUUUAAAUUACAUAUAUGCUACCAAAUUGCAAACCUGUUGGAUUUAUAGCUAAAGAUUAAAACACUAGUUACUUGAAUAUUGCUGUGAUUUAUUAAAAAAAUAUUUUUUUAAUGUGAUAACUUGUAUAACUGUAUGACCUUAAUAAGUUAUGAUUUAAAAAAAAAAAUCCAUUUUAACAAAAUUAAUAUAUUUACGACUGUUUGACUCCCAUUUGUGCAACUAUUAACUUUUUUUAGCCGAUAUAUUGACCUCGGUGCAUUGGUUUGGACCCAAACUCUUAAGAUGCAGAUGCUAUCAAAUCCAGACCAUGUCAUAUUACUUUUUCAGAUGGUCAAAUUGUGCAUUUAAUGUUAACAUUUUAGCUCUAGUCACUUGAUCUGCCAUUUCCAAAUGUGCCCUGCUUUUGACUUAAUAAAAAGUUUUUAUAAUAAA
Protopterus annectens (West African lungfish) is the source of this 1743-nucleotide messenger RNA. RefSeq names its product kynurenine/alpha-aminoadipate aminotransferase, mitochondrial-like. Gene Ontology annotation, molecular function: L-kynurenine:2-oxoglutarate transaminase activity; pyridoxal phosphate binding. The transcript is spliced from 12 exons. The coding region runs from base 165 to 1259 and encodes 364 amino acids. The record is from RefSeq and is a predicted model, not a curated record. Gene Ontology annotation, biological process: biosynthetic process. NCBI's taxonomy places the organism in Eukaryota, Metazoa, Chordata, Ceratodontiformes, Protopteridae.